Molecule: messenger RNA, 2786 nt
Organism: Ooceraea biroi (clonal raider ant)
Lineage: Eukaryota; Metazoa; Arthropoda; Insecta; Hymenoptera; Formicidae
Gene: myd
Product: stromal cell derived factor mayday
Biological process (GO): calcium-ion regulated exocytosis
Cellular component (GO): endoplasmic reticulum
Molecular function (GO): calcium ion binding
Source: RefSeq, a predicted model, not a curated record
CGUCUCUCUUGCGGCAUCGCCAGUCCACGCUCGCGAGGCUUGCAACGCUCGUCUCGACUGAUCCAUAUAUAUUAAAUGUACCGAUAUUAAUUUGUCGCGUUCGGUGUCACAUCUGAAUCCUAUGUACGACAAUGCUCAAGGAUGAACCGAUCUGGCCGCGUUUCGUCGAGCGAGCUGAUGUCCCGUCCUGGUAGCACGAGCUCCAAUUUCGGAGCAUUAAGGAAACCGACAGAUUGUCUGUAGAGCCACCUUUCGUCCGAGUGACACCUCUCUGAAGCUGUGUCCUUCGAUUUCCUGCGAGUUCUUCCAUUGGUUUUCCAAUCCUGAUAUGGUGCUUCGUGUCAUGUGUCACGCGCCGGGGGAUGAAUCGUCUUACAGCGGGUAUUUUUACCGAGGGAUGCUCCGACACGUUCGAGCGAGCGUGAUAGUGAUGGACAAGCGAUAAGUCGAUUGAGUGUUGCAUGAACCCGGGAGAUUGGACUCGCUUGUUCGACGUUGAUGAGGAGACGGAGCGGGAAUUAGAAAGCGGUUCGGGUCAGCGUGCGCACGUCAAGGAGCCGAGAUGUACCUCUCUCAUGUUGUACGAAGAAUCUUCUGCAAGCAGGAUCUGACCUGCCUGCGAUUCCUGCGUUGGACUAUCUUGGUGCCGCUCGUGAUUUACAUUUCGCUCCUGUUCGUCAAAUACAAAAAGAGCGUGCCUCUGAAGAGCCUGCCGACUCCGAGCGACAGGGAUCAGGAAAGCUCCAUGAUGGACAACUUGUUCUUCGAGUUGGAGACCGUAACGGUUGACAAAAGUGAAUUGGCAAGAUACAAGGAUGUCGGCAUCGACCGCAAGGACGAAGAGAGCAUACAGCAGGUCGUAGAGGCGGAAAAUCGCGAAAAUCCGAGAACUCUUCUAGAAGACAUCUUCCGGCGAGCUGAUGUCGAUGAGAAUCAAUUGUUGGACAUCCAGGAACUUGCGAAAUGGAUUCACGCGAAGAUUACCGAGCAUAUAACUCGUGCUAUGCGAGAGAACGUCGGAUUGUUUACCGCCAUCGACAAUAAUCCUAGAAAUGGCGAAGUAUCGUGGGAAGAAUAUCACGCGUACUUCCUGCGGUCUCAUGGUUUUCCCGAAACUUAUAUAAAUUCCCACGACAAGAAGCACAGCGAGAUGUCGCGGACGCUGAAAGAAAGCAUAAUGAGGGAUAGAGCGCGAUGGGCUGAAGCGGCCAGAAACGAUCCCGACAAAUUGGCUCUAGACGAAUUUCUGGCCUUCACGCAUCCCGAAAGCAGUCAUCGGGCUCUCCUGCAAAUGGUGGAGGACCUCUUUGAGAAAUUCGAUCGGGACGGCGACGAGCAGCUGACGGAAGACGAAUUUUCGGAUUUGCCGUCUGAAGGAGUCGGUCUGGAUUUACGCGAAGAUCGACAGCAGUCGAUAGGAGGCAGCGAGGACAGACGAAAGGAGUUCCAACAUUUAAUCGACAAGAAUAAAAAUGGGAAAGCGGAUCGAACCGAACUACUGAUGUACAUCGAUCCGCGAAACCCCAGACAUGCCAUCCAGGAGGCGCAACACCUGAUCACCCUGUCGGACACGAACCUGGACGGGAAGCUGGAUCUUCCGGAAAUCCUCAGCAAGAUGGACCUGUUCCUCGGCAGCAAGAUGGUAGACACCGAACGAAGUUUCCACGAUGAAUUUCGAUAGUUUCCGCCCGAGAGAAUGAUGCAGAAACGGCGAAUUAUCACAAUCUUGUUAUCAAAGAGAGAUUCAGCGGAUGAGGAAACGUAAUAAUUCUUUGUAACUAGACGCGAUUAAGAAACUUCGAUAUAGAUAUUUUUAAAUGUCUCAUAGGAAGGUUCCUUGAACACUCGUUCACUGGAUAGACAAUAUGAUUUUUUGAUCGGCGAUCAAAUCAUGACGAAGAGAUUAGACCAAUAUACUUAAUUGAUUGAUCUACUCAUGCAGGGUAUUCACUAUCGAUCUCUCGAGUUUCUUUAGCGAUUGGUCGACUUACCGCGCAAAUGAGAAUUAUAGGCUUUUAGAACGUAUCUGUGAUAGUCUCCGAUGACGUAGAAUAUCGUUUAAGUAGGCACAAUUAUUAUAGUUAACGAUACGGUAACAAAUUAACAUUCCAUUAACGAUCAUGGACAAGAUGAUCACUCAAUCAGAUCGUUUGCAGAAUUAGAAUUAUCAAUAAUUACUUGUCAAUUGAGCGAUCAAUUGUAAAACGGAUGAAGGGUUGCGAAUCCGUCCUUUCGUAGAUUUCUAUCGCGGCUCCUUAAUGCUUAUCGAGUGUCUUGUACAUUAUUCGUACAUUAUUUAUGAUGGCUGUUUAGACGAUGUUUGAAUGAUAAAGAUUAGAAAAAGAAAAAUUCACUUUUGAACACUGAUUCUAAAAGUGUCGCACAAAUCAUGCGUGAGGAGUAUUAAUUAUAUUAAUAGACGGUAAUCAGCAAAAUCUACGCAAUGACAUGUUAUUGCAUUAAUAUAUCAAUCAUAUAUAAUCAAUAAUGUUUUAAUCUAAGGAUGAGAUUGAGGAAUCUAAGAUAAAAAUGAAACGUAACAAAUAUUCUCUCUCGCUCUCAUACAGAGGCCUAUGAAAUUUAUGAGGAAUCUAGAUAUUCGUUGCUCACUGUCGAUGGAACGUACAAUGUUCUGGUGAUAAGUAACGGCUUAAAUUCGUUCUAGAGCGACAUUUCAUAUUAUCUACUUUAAGAACGGAGAUCGAUGUUCCUUCGUAGAGGAUUUUGUACGCUAGCGCGUUUUUCUAUAUUGUGAUCUGGUGCAAUAAAAUAUCUUUAGAAACAAG